Anguilla rostrata (American eel) is the source of this 5162-nucleotide messenger RNA. Its product is annotated as semaphorin-5A-like. NCBI's taxonomy places the organism in Eukaryota, Metazoa, Chordata, Actinopteri, Anguilliformes, Anguillidae. The record is from RefSeq and is a predicted model, not a curated record. Bases 307 to 3543 code for a protein of 1078 amino acids. The transcript has 23 exons. Gene Ontology annotation, biological process: semaphorin-plexin signaling pathway; axon guidance; positive regulation of cell migration. Gene Ontology annotation, molecular function: chemorepellent activity; semaphorin receptor binding.
AGUGCGCGUACGGUAUCCUGUUCCAAACGACCUAAGAUACUCAGUGGAAAGGAACCUACACUGGUGGAGACGCAAGCGAUGUCGUUCGAAUGUUGCGCGUGCUUUAGGUUGUGAGCACAAACUUGGAUUACUGCAGUUUUCCCCACUUUGCGCUACGGGGACGUUUGAACAGUCAUUUUAAUCGGUCGUUUCACUGCAUCUACCCUACCAGAUGAUCUGGAACAGUUGGUUACUUAACUUGCUGUCCCCUGCAGAUGAAUAGAGUCCCGGCUCCAGGCCUGUGCAGAAGAGAGCACAGCUCCGCCUAUGGCUCCAGCAGCGUCGCUCCGGCCCGCCCCUCGACUGCUCCACCAGCUCUGCCUCCUGGGCGCCCUGCUCCUGCUGGCCGGGGGCGUGGCCAGCAGCAGCUACCCCGCCCAGCCGUCACCGUCGCCAUGUCACCGGGUCGAGCAUCCAGUCUUCUCCCACACAGAAAUUGAGCCGUGGAUCCAUAGGUUCAGAGCCGAGGGCACGACCGAUUACUCACAGCUGACCUUUGACCCUGGCCAGAAGGAGCUGAUUGUGGGAGCUAGAAAUCACCUCUUCAGGCUAUAUCUGGAGGACCUGUCACUGAUUCAGGGGGAGCAUUGGCAGAGUGAUGAGUUUACUAAAGCUGCCUGUUUCAGUCGUGGCAAGUCUGAGGAGGAGUGCCAGAACUACAUCCGUGUCCUUCUUGUUAAAGGCGACAGGUUGUUCACCUGUGGAACUAACGCAUUCACUCCUAUUUGCACAAAUCGCACGCUGACCAACCUGACGCAGGUCCACGAGCAGAUCAGCGGCAUGGCCCGCUGUCCCUACAGCCCCCGCCACAACUCCACCGUGCUCCUGACCGCCAGCGGCGAGCUGUACGCCGCCACCGCCAUGGACUUCUCCGGCCGCGACCCCGCCAUCUACCGCAGUCUGGGGGGCCUGCCCCCCCUGCGCACCGCCCAGUAUAACUCCAAGUGGCUGAAUGAGCCGAACUUCGUGUCCUCCUACGACAUCGGCAACUUCACCUACUUCCUGUUCCGGGAGAACGCGGUGGAGCAGGACUGCGGGCGGACGGUGUUCUCGCGUGUGGCCCGCGUGUGCAAGAACGACGUCGGGGGCCGCUUCCUGCUGGAGGACACCUGGACCACCUUCAUGAAGGCGCGGCUCAACUGCUCCCGCCCGGGCGACGUUCCCUUCUACUACAGCGAGCUGCAGGGCACCUUCCUCCUGCCCCGGCAGGAGCUGCUCUACACCAUCUUCACCACCAAUGUGAACAGUGUUGCGGCUUCAGCUGUCUGUGUGUUCAACCUGAGCGCCAUCAACCAGGUGUUCCGGGGGCCCUUCAGGUACCAGGAAAACUCCCGUUCGGCCUGGCUGCCCUACCCCAACCCCAACCCCGACUUCCAGCGUGGCACCAUAGAUUACGGCUCCUACAUCAAUCUGACUGAGAGGAACCUGCAGGAUGCCCAGAAGUUCCUCCUGAUGCACGAGGUGGUGCAGCCGGCCACGCCCACGCCGCGCUACCUGGAGGACAGCGUGCGCUUCUCUCACAUGGUGGUGGACGUGGUGCAGGGUAGAGACAAGGUCUUCCACGUCAUCUACCUGGCAACAGAUCACGGAACCAUUAGGAAGGUCCUGGCUCCGCUGAACCGCUCUCUUAGCAGCUGUGUGCUGGACGAGAUCGAGCUCUUCCCCCCGAGGAAGUCUCAGCCAAUCAGAAGCCUCCUGAUCCAGCCCAAACGCAGCGUUCUGUUUGUGGGGGUCCAGGAUCAGGUGAUCAGGGUCCAGCUGAAGCGCUGCGGCUUCCACAAGACGAGAGAGGCAUGUGUGGAGGCCAGAGAUCCCUAUUGCGGUUGGGACCUGGGGCAGAAGAGGUGCACCACCUUGGAUGAGAAUCAUAGCAUUAGCCAAUGGGAGCAGAGCAUCACGGAGUGUCCUAGGAAGAAUGUGACCGUGGAUGGAAGGUUCGGGCUGUGGUCUGGGUGGCGGUCCUGUAGUCAUAGCGACGAGGGCGUGGCUGGGUCCUGCCUGUGCAGAACCCGGUCCUGCGACAGCCCCAGUCCGCAGUGCGGCGGUCGGACCUGCAUGGGUUUGAGCGUCGAAGUCACCAACUGCUCCAGAAAUGGCGCCUGGACUCUGUGGUCGCCCUGGGCGCCCUGCAGCACGAGCUGCGGCAUCGGCUUCCAGGUCCGCCAGCGCGCCUGCAGCAGCCCCGCCCCUCUCCACGGGGGACGAGUGUGCGUGGGCCAGAGCCGCGAGGAGAGGUACUGCAACGAGCACCUUCCCUGCCCUCCGCAUGUUUACUGGUCAGGCUGGUCGCCAUGGGAACGCUGUUCGGUGCCCUGCGGAGGAGGGGUGCAGUCGCGGCGUCGGGCCUGUGAGAAUGGGAACGAGUGUCCCGGCUGUGGCCUGGAGUUCCAGUCCUGUAACAGUUUCCCCUGCCCGGACCUGAAGAAGACCACGCCCUGGACUCCCUGGGCUCCAGUGAACAUCUCUGACCACGGCGGCCAUUACGAGCAGCGUUUCCGCUACACCUGCAAGGCCAGUGUGCCGGACCCUUCCCUGCUGGAGGUGGGCCGCCAGAGGAUUGAGAUGCGCUACUGUUCCAACGACGGAUCCACAGGAUGCUCUACUGAUGGAGACCUCCUGCGGUCCAGCCGGAUCACGUCCCCCAUGGUCAACGGCGGGUGGUCGCCCUGGGGCUCCUGGGCCCAGUGCAGCCGGGACUGCGGGCGUGGCAUUCGGAACCGAAAACGCGUCUGCAGCAGCCCCGAGGCCAGAUACGGGGGUAUUCCCUGCCUGGGGCCAGCUCUGGAGUACCAGGAGUGCAACAUCAAUCCCUGCCCAGUGGAUGGUGGCUGGUCGUGCUGGUCUCCCUGGUCUAGGUGCUCCCUGCCGUGUGGAGGGGGACACUACACGCGCACACGGACCUGCAGCAGCCCCCCUGCUGCCUACGGUGGAGACAUCUGCCUGGGUCUGCACACUGAGGAAGCCCUGUGCAACACCCAGCCCUGUCCAGAGAGCUGGUCGCCAUGGUCACGCUGGUCCCAGUGUGAGCCCACUGGCGUGCAGGUCCGUGUUCGCCACUGCAACAUCCUCUUCCCCACUGGCAGCCAGUGCACAGGGAACAGCACAGAGACCCGGGCCUGCACCUACGACUCCAACCUGAUCCCAGAAUCCAUUGCACAGUCCAGUCUGGAAAAGAGACGAUGUGAAGCUGAUUUUAACUGGUUCCACAUGCUGGCCGUGGGUCUGAGUAGCAGCAUCCUGGGCUGUCUGUCCACCCUGCUGGUCUACACCUACUGCCAGCGCUAUCAGCAGCAAUCCCACGAUGCAACGGUCAUCCACCCCGUGACUGCCACCCCGCUCAACACCAGUGUCACCAACCACAUCAACAAGCUGGAUAAGUAUGACUCUGUGGAGGCCAUGAAGCCUGAUGUGUCCGUUCUGUUGCCCCCGGAUGACCACAGCAUGCGCCCUCCUUUGGCCUCUAAAAUUGGGACGUCCAGUGGCCGGGAGAUUUUCUACUACUAACUACUGACCCCUGUCUGACCUCUUCCGUAUUCCGUCCCCCCCUCCCCGAGAGCUUCUGAUUGGCUGCAGAUUUUCAAUAAAAACAACUUGAUUUUAGAGGAGCGGAAUAAGUACUUCAGUCCCCGCCUGGCCACGAAGACUUACGCUAACGCCUACUUCACAGACCUGAACACCUAUGAUGAUUAGCGUUGGGCUUCCGGUGGUAGGCUGUCCAUCCUGAUGACAUCACCCUCUGUGCUGAGUCAAGGAGCUUUUUCACUCAGUGAUUUGCAUUGACAUUUUCGCCUUUUUCUAUGGACCUCAUUGUGGUUACUUCACUACUAGCCCUCAAACAGAAAAGCUCCAAGCCAGCCAAAGGACAUCAGUGGUUUGUCAGGUGUCUGGGAGAAAACACAAUUUCAGUGACUCUUCUCAGCUCUGAAAAUGCUGCAGUGAAGGCCUGUUGGGGGUAGGAGGGGUGACUUUUUGAAAAAUAUGUUUUUGUUGAAAAUAAAGAGCAAGUAAACACUCUAUCAGUCAGAAACCCUGUGGAGAGAGAGGGUACUGGAUGACUGCAUGACUUCACUGAAUAUGCUGCCUGUUGCCUCAUGUCUGCAUGGUCACUUCAUCCCAAAGGCAUUGGGCCUUUGCUGGGUUCUGAGGGUAAACAGAGAGAGAAAAGAUCUGAAUGAAAAUAAAUUGUCCUUCAAAAAACAAGGGAUAUGCCUAACCUGUGCAAGAAUGUGUUGUCCUUCUAAUUGGUCCCAGCAAGCACAAUGAAGGCAUGAGUAACCUUGUUCAAGGAUGUGACAUCCCAAUUAAACAUCAUGCGGGGUGAGAGUUAUCAGAGUUACCGGAACCCUACACGCAGCUUGGACUCCAUUGAGUUCGGUAGGGCUGGAGGUAUGAUUAGGGCUUGUUAUGGCAGUAGGGGAAUGGCUACGAAGAUCACAUCUGCUGAAAGGAAGCAUUUUGACGAGCCUGCCAUUUCUUCUGGCAGAUCUGUCUGUCUGUCUGCCACCAUUCUUCUGACCAGCAGAGUGUGGACUGAUAUGUGUGCCUGCUGUCCAGGGCUGCCCAUCCGGAGUUAGACAGCUGAGGUGUGGAUGGGCCUCUGGAAAUAUGUAUUCAUGUUUUCUAAAUGCCUUUGUUGGAAAUUGUCAAAAUAUCAUUGUGAAAGUGUGCAGCGAAUCCAUGGUCAACCAUAUGCCUUUGUAGUUUAUUAUUGUUUGGGUUAGCACAGUGCAGCAAAAGGCCCAAAUUCAGUCUAACCCUCCAUGUGCUUUUUGUCUUUAAAUUGGAAUAAUAAACUUGAAUGUUUGUUUGUAAUUUGAAAUAAAAUGUUUUAUUUUUUACUAUUACAGCUGCUGUGAGUUCGGUAGUUUAACAAUAUAAAUAUGGACAUUUAAAAAUAACACCUUAGUUGCAAGUAAAGAUGAGGACACAAUGAUUUGAGGUCACAGUUGAUUGAAUCUGGGCCUAGAUCUUUGGCAGUGUUUCAAGCUCAGAACAAAUGCAUGUUCUAUGUUGGCUGGUAACAGUGGACUUCUGUCUCGAUGUGCAAAGAUCAACCAUACCUUAGUGCUAAGAAAAAAUAAUUGAUAAGCAGCACGUGUUUUUUUUAAUACUUUGGGGGGGGG